Sander lucioperca (pikeperch) is the source of this 4939-nucleotide messenger RNA. RefSeq names its product exocyst complex component 4 (gene exoc4). Gene Ontology annotation, biological process: chemical synaptic transmission; Golgi to plasma membrane transport; exocytosis. Bases 62 to 3013 code for a protein of 983 amino acids. NCBI's taxonomy places the organism in Eukaryota, Metazoa, Chordata, Actinopteri, Perciformes, Percidae. Gene Ontology annotation, cellular component: synapse; exocyst; growth cone membrane. The transcript has 20 exons. The record is from RefSeq and is a predicted model, not a curated record.
CAGAAUUCCUUCGUGUAACCUCGCGCUUCUGUCUUCCUGUUUGGGUGCCGCAGCAGGAAAAAUGGCAGCUGAGACUGGGCGAUACAGGACUGCAGUUACCAAAAACAAAGACCCUUCUGGUCUUCUCAUCUCUGUCAUAAGGACUCUGUCCAGCAGUGAUGAUGUGCAGGACAGGGAGACAGAGAAGGGUCGUCUGGAAGAGGCCUUUGAGACAUGCGACAGGGAUUUAGAUGAGCUGAUUGUUCAGCACUAUGCUGAACUAACCACUGCCAUCAGGACCUACCAGAGCAUCACCGAGCGCAUCACCAGCUCCCGCAACAAGAUCAAACAGGUGAAGGAGAACCUACUGUCUUGUAAGAUGCUUCUCCACUGCAAAAGGGAUGAACUAAGGAAGCUGUGGAUAGAGGGCAUCGAGCACAAGCAUGUCCUCCAGCUGCUGGAUGAAAUCGAAAGCAUCAAGCAGGUCCCUCAACGGCUGGAGGCAUAUAUGGCAAGCAAGCACUACCUUCAUGCCACAGAUAUGCUGGUGUCAGCUGUGGAGUCCUUGGAAGGCCCCCUGCUGCAGGUGGAGGGGCUUGGUGAUCUGCGCCUGGAGCUCCAUGGCAAGAAGCUCAACAUCCACCUUGUACUCAUUGAUGAGCUGCACCGACACCUCUACAUCAAAUCCACAAGUCGCCUAGGACACAAGAACAAGGACAAAAAUGCUGUUCGCCUUCCAGGCUCCACUCCCAAAGACACAUCUCCAAUGCCUGUGUUGGAUGUCAGCAGUCUGUCCACCCCACGCAAGCUCUUGGAUUCAUCACAGUUCAGCACACCUGGAUCCAGCAGUGUGCGUGAGCUGCAGCAGGAUGUGCGGGAGUUAAACCAAGCGGAGCUCUCUGAGGUGGAUCCAGAGGAGAACAGUGCUGAGUUCAUGGGCAUCCUGAUCAAGGCUCUGGCCAAGUUGAAGAAAAUCCCUGAGACCAUCAAAGCCAUAAUGGAGCGGCUGGAACCUGAGCUGAAACAGAUCGUCAAGAGGUCCACCACUCAGAUAGCAGACCAUGCUUACCAGAGAGGAGAGAACUUGGCCCAGGAGAGCAAGCCCAGGCUGCUGCUGGAACUGCUGGAGCUUUUGUUUGAUAAAUUCAAGGCAGUGGCCCAGGCUCACAGUGUGGUUUUGACCCACCUGCAUCAGAUCGCAGUGCAGUGCCAAGGCGGGGCCCACAAUGAAGGCAUCAAACUCUACGAGCAGGCCGACGUCUCUGCCAAGAUCCAGACAGUGCUGCAGGUUCUGCUUAUGGAGUAUCUGGACGUGAAGAACAGCCGCAGUGCCACAGAGCCAUCGGCUCAACUCUCUUAUGCCAGCACUGGCAGUGAGUUUGCUGCCUUUUUUGCGAAGAAAAAACCACAGCGUGCCAAGCAGUCGCUCUUCAAGUUUGAAUCAUCUUCCCAUGCCAUCAGCAUGAGUGCCUACUUGAGAGAGCAGAGGCGAGAACUCUACAGCAAGAGUGGAGAAUUACAAGGUGGUGCUGAUGACAACCUGAUUGAAGGGGGAGAAAUGAAGUUUGUGUGUAAACCAGGAGCGAGGAACAUCACCGCCAUCUUCCAGCCUCUUCUCAGGUUCAUUCAGGAGAUAGAGAUGAACAUGGGGCCAGGUCAGGCCAAGCAGUGCCAGCUCCGAGCCUUCCUCACUUACUACAUCAAUGACCUCUUCCUCAACCAGGUGCGAACGGAGAUCAACAAGGAAAUUGAGGCAGUGAGCAAGGCAGCUGACCCUUUGAAGAUCCUUGCCAGCGCUGAUACCAUGAAGGUGCUGGGCGUCCAGAGACCCCUGCUGCAGAGCACGGUGGUAGUGGAGAAGUCCAUCCAGGAUCUAAUGAGUCUAAUGCAAGACCUGAGUGCCUACUCCAACCAGUUCCUUGAGAUGGUCUGCGACAAGCUCAAAGAGUACAAGGAAAUCUGCAACACAGCCUACAGGGGUGUAGUCCAGUGUGAGGAGAAGCUCACCAUCAGUGCUUCCUGGUCUAAAGACGAGGACAUCAGUCGUCUGCUCCAGUCGCUCCCUAACUGGGCAAAUAUGGCCCAACCCAGACAGACGCGACAGAAGAGAGAGGAUGAAGAGGACUUUACUCGGGCGGCUUUUGCUAAGGAGUCGGAGGUGCUGACUGGGAACCUAGGAGACAAGUUAAUCCCCCAGAAUGAGAUCUUGCGGGACGUCAGUGACCUGAAGGCUCUGGCCAACCUUCAUGAGAGCAUGGAGUGGCUUGCUGGUCGCCUUAAGACCUUCUUCACUAACCUGCCUCAUACCUCCAGUGCUUCUCCAUGCUCAGCAGACAGCCAGGUGGUUGGUCAGAGUGAACGUAGCAGGGAGCAGAUUCUCCAGACUCUAAGUGACCUGUCAAGGGGGUUCCAGGAUAUUGCAGACCGCUGUCUUCUGGUAUUGCACCUGGAGGUCAGGGUGCAUUGUUUCCAUUACCUGAUCCCCCUGACUAAGCAAGGCAAUUAUGCUAUCGUGGCUAAUGUGGAGAGCAUGGACUACGACCCACUGGUGGUCAAACUGAACAAGGACAUCUCAGCUAUAGAGGAGGCCAUGGGAGCCGCCCUGCAGCAGCACAAGUUCCAGUACAUAUUUGAAGGUCUGGGUCAUCUGAUCUCCUGUAUUCUAAUCAACGGGGCCCAGUACUUUAAGAGGAUCAGCGAAUCUGGUAUCAAAAAGAUGUGCAGGAACAUCUUUGUCCUCCAACAGAACCUCACCAACAUCACCAUGUCCAGGGAGGCGGACCUCGACUUUGCCAGGCAGUACUAUGAGAUGCUGUACAACACUGCAGAUGAGCUGCUGAAUCUGGUGGUGGACCAGGGUGUUCGCUACACAGAGCUGGAGUACAUCAAUGCCCUGUCCUUACUCCAUCGCAGCCAGACAGGUGUAGGGGACCUGAGCACCCAAAACAUCCGGCUGCAGAGGCUGAAGGAGAUCAUCUGUGAGCAGGCUGCCAUCAAACAGGCGACCAAGGACAAGAAGAUCACUACAGUGUAAUGAUUAAACAGGACAUGCUCCAGAGGGGGGGGGGGGGGAUGAUGACCAAUCAAGAAAUCUCUGUCCCACACAUUUUUUGUUUCAGCUCCUUCAGAUCUGUCUAGCAGGAUCAUGUGCAGCAGAUAAUUGGGUCUUGUGUGCAAGAGUAAGGAAUGAUAGAGCAAAAAGUUGCAGCACAGGGGAUAUUUAGCAAUUGGGUUAGAAAACACAGAAAUAGAGGCGUGAUCUAAAACUAGAUCAUAAUGUGUGUGAAAUAUGUUGAUGGAAAGUGUGUCUGCUCCAUUUCUGUGAUGAAACACAUUGUAGUCGAGGGUUGGCACAGAUAUACUUUCCAACUCUGGGCAUGUAGAUUAUAUACUGUAGAUAUAUAAUAUAUAUGACAGUGUAUGCAGCACUGGCUCACUCUAAUUCAAUCUAAAGUGAGAUGUCAUAAGGUAACCUAUAUUGUCAAUUUACACUUUUCAAAAGACACAACAAAUGCAGCACUCGCGCUCCGACUCCAACAGUCCCCUCCGACUCCAGCUCCAGAUAAUCGGCGAUUGUCUUGGACACUCACCCAAACUUAGGCCCCAUCUCAUCUCAUUUUCCUAUUAGAUCUAAACUGCUGCUCUCAAUUACACCUCUGUCUCUCCUCUCCUGGCAGCCCCAUGGGCCCACUGAUUCUGUCUGCAAUAACAGAUGCCAGAUUAGACUAUCUGAAUGAGGCCACAUCUUUCGCCUGCUGCCAAUUUGGGUUGGUCCCCAUAGAUUUCCCUAGCUGAGAAUUGUAUCAUAUCUAUGGCUGUUAAAAUCUAUUUAUCUGUUUUUUUCUUAUAGUUUGUGCAGUAAACUAGUGUGGAAAGUUGUGAGCUGAUUAAUUUUUUUUUUUUUUUUUUUUUUUAACAAAUUGGACAACAGAGACUCAGUAAUGAAGAUAUUUUUUUUGCUGAUUUCAGUUUCAUCCUUUCAUAAAACAGGAUUUUAUUUCAGAUGUUAUAUUUCAAGUCCAGCCCACCACAGUGGAAUGACUCGCACUUUUUCUGUCAUGGCAUGUGUGUGAGAAUGCAUUUCGUCAGUCAUACUAGCUCUAUAAACUGAAACGAUGCAAUUCUAAAUCUUGUUGUCCCCACUACAUGUGUGCAAGUCUUUUAAAUUGAACUAAACGUAUAAACUCAAGAGACGAUCACAAAUCAUUUCCCUCCCUGCAACCCUCCCUUUUUUAGUUCAUUAACUUUGGAGAGAAGUACUUAACGAGAACAGGAGAGGGGAAUGGGAGCCUUGUCAAUACAGCGGGCCCGGCGCUGGUCUCCCUGAAGCCCAUGGAGCAAUCCAUCAUAAUGACACAUAGGCUGGGAUCGAUGGGAAAACAACCAUGGAGCUGCUGAGGGGUUCGCCUACCACUCUGAAAUGUUCACUUGGUGUAAAAUCUAAAACCUGCUCAUUCAGCUGUUCAGCACUUCAGAGUUACUUUUGUUAUGUUAUACAUGGGAAACUUUAAUACAAUGUUAACUUUGUCAUGUCACAUACACUAUUAUACUAUUAUCCCACUGCACACACAUAACCCCUACAAGUUCAGAAUGCUUAUAUAUUGGGCAUACCACUCCUGCUGUCCAUUCUUUUUAUUCAGGAAAGAAAUACCUAACAUAUAAUUAAGGUUAGUUUUUUUACUUGGAGGCAAAACUCAACUCAUUUCUAUCACCUUUUUCUUUGCAUUGGACCUUUAUUUUGCACAUUCUUUGAUUAGUGUAAUUUCUAUGUUUCAAGUAAUGUAUUUAAAUCGAAACAUCAAAGUGUGUUAGUCUUGAAUCUUUAAAUUUAAACAUCCUCAUUGUUCCUCUGGUUGUUAAGUGUCAUAAAUGCUCUGACAUGUUUGUCUAGUCUAAAUUAAGCACGCAUUUGUUAAUGCAUACACUCAUACACUGAAAAAAUAAAUCCUUUAAAUUCCAA